Halichondria panicea is the source of this 12947-nucleotide messenger RNA. Its product is annotated as dynein axonemal heavy chain 6-like. NCBI's taxonomy places the organism in Eukaryota, Metazoa, Porifera, Demospongiae, Suberitida, Halichondriidae. The transcript has 84 exons. Bases 132 to 12830 code for a protein of 4232 amino acids. Gene Ontology annotation, biological process: microtubule-based movement. The record is from RefSeq and is a predicted model, not a curated record. Gene Ontology annotation, cellular component: dynein complex. Gene Ontology annotation, molecular function: dynein light intermediate chain binding; ATP binding; minus-end-directed microtubule motor activity.
UCUGACAAUGUGUAUUAUGACCUUUGAUUGCCAUAGUAACAGCUCAGUCUAAUGUCUACUUUAUAAUAAAGACGUUGUGUUUGAUCAAAGAACCUUGAACAAGCGCAAGGACAAAGUGCAUGUAAAAUAAGAUGCACAGCGGGCACCAAGCUCUCCGUAGUCCUCCACACGACUCCAGAGCUGGGAUGAGUGAGACCAGUCCACCAGGUGUGCCUCGCCCUGUGGGCAUGGAUGCCAACCAGCUCAAAGCGCGGCUGUAUGCAACAUCAGAGGUGCAUAACAACGCUCGUCCCCAGUUGAAGGUCAUCAUGAGAAGGAGGUCGAGAAGUAGCGAGACCUCUCCUCUACGAGCGAAGCAACCCAAAUUAGAACCGUUGCCCGCCCUAUCCACCUACCAGCGUAAACUUCACCAUGACGUUCAUGGUCCCAAUGAGCCUCUUCCCGAACCUCUGGCCAAGAGACAGAAAAGCGGCUCUGUGGACCCAAUUAGAGUUACGACCAUCUUUCCUCUUCCUGAGCUACCUGGAGACCUACUACAGAAACAGAAAUCACUUACUGAACAGCGUGACCCUAAACCAGCGGAGACUAUCAUAGUGCGUCCACCCACUACCCCACGAGAUGAAUCAAGGAUUAGGCUUUCCUCAAAACGCAGAGAAAGUGCUGCUGUUCGUAAGCGGUCAAGCACCCUGCUCUUGAGUUCUGACCCCAACUCUGUUCUCACACGAUACUCCCCUCCAUUGGAGAGUCUCACUGACCCUUUAGAAAUUGUGGAGCGUCUUAAAAGAGAGCCUGAACUGGGAUUUCUGUAUUUGUCUCCUAUCAACGACUUUAAAUCCAUCCGUUACAACCCUUACAAUCUCAGGGUUGUAAUUCACUCCAAGAUAAAUCCGAAUGACUACUCAACUUUGAGUGUGACGGGUGUAACUAGGAUGAUCGAGGGGAAGGAUGCUGAGUUUAUUGAGCUAGAGCAGUGGAUCACUAACUACAAACACUACCAGCAACUCAUCAAAAUCAAGACAUUUGCCAAGUUCAGAGCCUGGAAGGCUUUCUCUGUCUGGAGGAAGAAUGUACGGUGGAGGAAAAUGGAGGAAUGCAAGCAGCAUCUUGAAUCAAACUUGUUCAUUCUCCACUAUAAUCUAUGCCCUGCUCUGCUCAUGGUGAAGGGUCAGUGUGAAAUCAGGUGUGAAGAUAAACUCAUGGCAGCCAUCGAUAAAAACACUACUUACACACUUGCCGAAUUCAAGACCUGUCACCUCACCAAGCUUAGAAUGAUCUCUGUGUCCUUGUCAGAGUUCCACACAUGGGUGACAGGGGUGAUACGCAAUGCUUGUGAGGAAGCACUGCAAGCUGAGGACUUUGUACCUGACCCCAUUGAUGACCAGAGAGAAGCGUCACCCCAACCUUGUCUGACCCCCUUCCCCAUGAUGGACCAGAUUGAGGUGGAGCAACCUCAUCUCGUACAACUAGACCCCAAAGAGAAACUCUCUUAUACCGAGCAGGCUGCCAAGAGAAAACACUGUCAGAGACUCACCAGCUUCAUCCGACUGUGCGACUACCUAGUGGUGACCAUGCUACAUGACCUUGCUGUUAAGUCCACCUCUCAUAUCCUGGACAUACUCAAGAUACAGACAGCCAGGGAUGCUGAAAUUACCAAUCUGGUUCGAGAAUUGCCUGAUGAUAUUGAGGAGCAAGAGAAAAUGCUACAGGAUAUCUAUGAGACGGUGGGUUACACACCAGCCCACUUGGAGAAGAGCACUCCUGCUCGCUCCCAGCUUCAUCUCAGUGCUGGCUCUGGUCUCCUCAACAACACUCCAUCACGCACUCACAUUGGAACUCCAUCCAGAGCUGGCUUCGCAUCCACUCACAAGAAAGACUCGGUGGUUCAAGAUGGUGACUAUCACAAAAGCCUCUUCACCUCUCACCUCAUGCUGGAAACAAACAAACUGUACUUUGAACCGAGUGGGGGUGAAUUCAGGACAGGUCUGUCUGAGAUAUUGGGUGCCUUCAGAGACUGCACUUUGGCCUUCCCCAACCUCCUACCUGAUUCUUACUUUCAUUCUUUUACCAGACCUCUCAUCAAUCACAAAGUGGAGGACAAAGUGUGCGGGGAGGGUCCAGAUCUGGAGGCCAUCUUUGAAGCCGACUCGCACUUGCAAGGACUUUGUCAAAGUAUUCAGGAUUGUUUGGAUAAAGCUUUUACCGUGGCAAAUGAGUACCGGUCAAAGUUUGAGCCAUACAGAGCAUUCUAUGCUGAGAACAAGGCAUUGGAUGUUGAGCAAAUGAACAAGCAAGACCAUGAUGUUGCCUUCUUUCGCAAGUGGUUAGGGCGCUAUCGUCUGGAACACAUCCAGUGCAAGAAUUGCCCUGUUGAGAAGGAUUUGGGCCUCCUACUGGUUAGCACCGACACUCUCAAAUCCGAGCUACUGCCAUCACCUGUCAAAUGCCUGGAUGCAUUGUACAAUGUUCUGCCAAACAAAGCCAAGACCAUCAUGGACAGGCUCAUCGCAAUCUCUCAAGAUGCUGUCAUCAAGCUGGGGUCUGAGCCGGCUUCAACGAUCGAAUACGUUAAUAUUCUCAAGUUCAUGGAUGAGAUUCAAGAUCAAGUUGAUGGCAUUGAACAGGAGGCUGCUACUGUGAAAGACCUCUAUGACCUAGUUGAAAUGUACCAAGUUCCUGUCAAUCCUGAAGACCUGGCGAUCUAUCAGAGUCUUCGUCCUGAGGUGCUACGACUGAGGACAGCAGUGGACAAGGCAACCAGCAACAGGGAGCAGUACGUGGACAAGUUCUGUCACAACGUAGACAAAGACAUCACUGAACUGGGCAAGGAGGUCAAAGACAUUAAGAACCAGGGGCUGAACCCUAUGAUCCUAGACCCUGAUACUGAAAGUGAUAAAGUGUUGGAGUAUGUAGGCAGCCUGCUCUCCACACUAGAUGAGCUCCAAUCAAAGGCCUUCACAUACAAAACCUACCAGAAGAACUUCAAGGUUGAAGUGACACGGUUUGAUGAUAUGGAGGAGGUUCAUGCUGAGGUUAAGCUCAAGCAGACACUAUGGGAGUCCAAGAGAGACUGGGUCUCUGACAAUGAGACAUGGAUGACGAUGAACUUCGAGGACAUCCAGCCGGAGACUGUGUCAACUCAGGUGACAAAGUAUGCCAAGAUGGUGUAUCAGUUUGAGAAGGGACUUCCCCCAAACGGAGUUGUCCCUGCCCUAAAAUUCAAAGUGGAGUCCAUGAAAGAUAUGCUGCCUGUGAUCUCUGACCUGCGGAACCCUUCACUGAAAAAACGUCACUGGGAGCUGAUUGAGGGCAUUGUUGGGCACAAGUUUGACCCAGAGGUCACACUCACACUGCAGAAGCUCACUGAGCUAAACGUGUUUGAGCACGCUGAGGCCAUCCAGGAGGUAUCUGGCCAAGCUUCCUCCGAGUCCUCCCUGGAAGCUAUCCUUAAAAAGGUAGAGGACUCAUGGAAGGCUACUGAGUUUGUUGUACUACCCCACCGCGACUCAAAAGAUGUGUUUAUCUUGGGAGGGACUGAUGACAUCCAAGUGCUUCUUGACGACAGUCAGGUCAACAUCUCCACUAUAGCCGGGUCCAGGCAUGUAGGACCCAUCAAACCCAGGGUGGAUGAAUGGUCCAAGCAACUGACUCUCUUCUCAGAGACUUUGGAUGACUGGUUAGAGUGUCAGAGGAACUGGCUGUAUCUCGAAAGUAUCUUUGGUGCUCCUGACAUACAGCGGCAGCUCCCCAAUGAAGCCAAGAUGUUUGGACAGGUGGACAAGUCAUGGAAGGACAUAAUGAGACAAGUGCACAAGAAUCCAAAUUGCAUUCGAGCUGGAACAAGACCAGGCUUGCUGGAGACAUUCAAACAGAACUUGUCUCUCUUGGAGCAGAUACAGAAGUGCCUUGAAGAUUAUCUUGAGUCAAAGAGACUCCUUUUCUCUCGAUUUUACUUUCUUUCAAACGAUGAACUCCUGGAGAUUCUCUCUCAGACUAGAAAUCCACAAGCCGUGCAGCCUCACCUCAGAAAGUGCUUUGAUGCCAUAGCAAGUCUGGAGUUUGGCACCAUCCUAGCUGCAGAACCUGGUGCUCCUCCCACUGUCACUAAUGACAUUCUGGCUAUGAUCUCCCCAGAAAAAGAAAGUGUGACCCUACAGAAGCAAGUGAAGGCGAGAGGCAAUGUAGAGAGUUGGCUCGGUCUGGUGGAAGAGUCUAUGGCAGUCUCUCUGAGGAAACUUUCUAAAAUUGCUUUGGCAGACUUCGAGAUGAAGCCUAGACAUGAGUGGGCCACUCAUCAUCCCAGUCAGGUUGUGAUAGCUGUGUCUCAGGUGAUGUGGUGUAGGGAUCUCACCAACUGCCUCACUGAUGAUGAGGAUGUGCUCUCAGCAAUUAAAGGAGCGGAACAAAGAUGCUUCCAGAACCUAAACAAGCUGGCUGAGCUGGUACGUGGCCAACUGCCCAAGCUUAUCAGGAACAUCAUUGGAGCACUUAUCACUAUCGAUGUGCAUGCCAGAGACACAGUCACUGCCAUGGUGACUAACAAGGUUGAAGGUCUUCAGGACUUUGAGUGGUUAAAGAAUGCCCGCUACUACUGGGAGAUUGAUGAGGACACUCUUGUUGUACGCAUGUCCAACUCCAAAUAUUUCUAUGCCUAUGAGUAUCUGGGAGCAUCAGCCAGGCUCGUCAUCACUCCUCUCACUGACCGCUGCUGCCUGUGUCUGAUGGGAGCGCUCCAGUUGGACUUAGGAGGAGCCCCGGCAGGCCCUGCUGGCACUGGUAAAACAGAAACUGUCAAGGAUUUGGCCAAGGCUGUGGCCACUCAGUGUGUUGUGUUCAACUGCUCCGAGGGUAUUGACUUCAAGAUGAUGGGUCGUUUCUUUUCUGGUCUGGCCCAGUCUGGAGCUUGGUGCUGUUUCGACGAGUUCAAUAGAAUUGACAUUGAAGUACUCUCUGUCAUUGCUCAGCAAAUGUUAACCAUCAGAAAUGCAAAAUCUUCAAAGGCCAAGGUGUUUUUGUUUGAAGGACGAGAAAUCAAGCUGAUCCCCACCUGUUCAACCUUUAUCACCAUGAAUCCCGGCUAUGCUGGUAGAACUGAGCUACCAGACAACCUCAAAGCUCUCUUUAGACCAUUCGCUAUGAUGGUGCCCGAUUAUGCUCUGAUUGCUGAGGUGAUCCUCUACUCAGAGGGUUUUGAAUCCAGUAAAAACCUGGCUAGGAAGAUGACUCAAAUGUACAAGCUAUGCAGUGAACAAUUGUCACAACAAGACCACUACGAUUUUGGAAUGAGAGCUGUCAAAUCUGUGUUGGUGAUGGCUGGCCAGCUUAAGAGAGAAAACCCCAAUAUUCAGGAAGACAUUGUACUCAUCAGAGCUCUAAGAGACAGCAACCUGCCUAAGUUUCUGGCAGAUGAUGCCAUUCUCUUCAAGGGUAUUCUAUCAGAUCUGUUUCCGGGAGUCACACUGCCCGAGCAUGACUACGGUGUUCUUCAGUCUUCCAUCGAGAUGGCUAUCGUUGACAAAGGACUGCAGCUAGUACCACCACAGGUGAAGAAGGUGAUCCAAUUGUACGAGACAAUGUUGGUACGUCAUGGGCUCAUGUGUGUGGGACCCACUGGCGGAGGGAAGACCACCAUCUACGAGGUGCUUAAAGAUGCUCUCGUCUAUCUCCAUAAGGAGGGACACAAGCACUACUUUUACCAACCAGUACACACCUACGUCCUCAAUCCUAAGGCUAUCAGUAUGGGAGAGCUGUAUGGAGAGGUGAACAAGUUGACCCUGGAGUGGAAGGAUGGACUCAUGGCUACAAUAGUGCGACAUUGUGUGCGGGACACCACAGAUGACCACAAAUGGAUUGUGUGUGAUGGACCAGUGGAUGCACUCUGGAUUGAGAACAUGAACACUGUGUUGGAUGACAAUAAAAUGCUGUGUCUUGCCAACUCUGAAAGAAUCAAGUUGACUUCGUCAAUGCACAUGAUGUUUGAAGUUCAGGACUUGGCAGUAGCCUCACCAGCCACCGUUAGCAGAUGUGGUAUGGUGUAUGUUGACCCUGGUGAGCUUCGAUGGAAGCCCUAUGUCUUAACGUGGUUGCAAAACAAGUUUAAGGCAAAGAUCUCCGAUGAAACAAAGAACUACAUUAUAGAGUUGUUUGAUACCUUUUUGGAUAAAGGGCUCAAGUUCAUCCGAAAGGAAGCUACAGAGUGCAUGAAAACAGUUGAGAUGAGUCGAGUGAUGACCCUCUGCUCUCUCCUCUCUUCGCUGUUGUGCGGUGUGGGGGACAAGCCUACUGUGGACUUCACCAUGGACCCAGCCAAACUGCAUCCCUUCAUCUGCACCACAUUUGUGUUUGCCUAUGUGUGGAGUGUAGGUGGCAACCUGAUGGAAAAAUCUAUGGACACCUUUGACACAUUUGCCAGAGAUCUCUUUAGUGAGACCCAAGAUGUCAAGAUUCCUGGUGGUUCUGAUCUAUAUGGCUACUACGUGGACUUUGUCAACAAGAAACUGGAAAGCUGGGAAAAUAUCAUUCCAGAAUUCCGAUACAAUUUGGAGACACCUUUCUUUGACAUCCUGGUUCCCACCAUUGACACUGUGAGGUUUGGUUUCUUACUUGAGAAACUCCUUGAUGUAAACCAUUCUGUUCUCUUUACUGGCACCACUGGAGUGGGAAAGUCUGUAGUGGCAAAGGGCAUGCUGAACCAGUUGCAAGAGAAGAGUAACGUGGUCAAUGUCAAUGUUAACUUCUCUGCUCAAACCAGCAGCAUACAGACACAAGAGCUGAUUGAGUCUAAGCUGGAGAAAAAGAGAAAGACUAUUUUAGGUGCUCCUCCUGGAAAACGUAUUGUUAUCUUUGUUGAUGAUCUGAAUAUGCCCAAGCUGGACACAUAUGGCUCACAGCCUCCCGUUGAACUGUUGAGACAGUAUCAGGACUUCAGAGGCUUCUACGACAGGGAGAAGCUGUUUUGGAAAGAUAUAAAAGAUGUUACAAUUAGUGCGGCAUGUGCCCCUCCUGGUGGUGGGCGUAACCCAAUUACGCCUCGGAUGAUUAGACAUUUCGCCAUGUUUAGUCUUCCCCCACCUUCAGAUAUUAGCCUCCGGGGAAUAUUCAAGGCCAUCACCAAAGGAUUCUUUUCUGACUUCCCUGAUCCUGUCAAAGCAGCAGCAGAGUCAAUUGUGAAUGCUAGUGUUGAGAUCUAUGGUCGAAUGAGUACAGACUUACUGCCCACACCAGCAAAAUCCCACUACCUCUUCAAUCUCAGAGAUUUGUCGAAGUGCAUUCAAGGUGUUCUCCAAGCGGAUCCUGGUGUGAUUCGUGAGCAUAAUCAGGUGUUUAGGCUCUACUGCCAUGAGUGUCAGAGGGUGUUCCAUGACCGUCUUAUUAACAAAACUGACAAAAGAUACUUUUAUGGAAUCCUCUCUGAAAUGUCAUCAAAGCACUUUUCAAAAGAUGUGAGUGCUGAGAAGUUUGAGGAAUCCCCGAUCAUCUUUGGUGACUUUAUAAAGGUGGGAGCAUCACAGUCAGAUAGGAUUUACGAAGAGUUGGUCAAUAUGAAGAAAGUCCCACUGGUCCUCUCAGAAUAUCUGGAUGAUUUCAACAUGAGCUCUUCAAAAGAAAUGAAGCUGGUAUUUUUCUUGGAUGCUAUUGAGCACGUUUCAAGGAUCGCCCGUAUGGUACGCCAGCCUCGUGGUAAUGCUCUACUGGUGGGGGUAGGUGGCACAGGCAAGCAGAGUCUGACCAGACUGGCUGCUCACAUUUGCUCGUACAAGUGCUUCCAGAUUGAACUCACUAGAGGCUACAAUUAUGACACCUUCCAUGAGGACCUCAAGAAAAUCUACCAGAUGACAGGAGUAGAAGAACAAGACACUGUUUUCCUUUUCACAGACACUCAGAUCGUGGUUGAGGAAUUUUUAGAGGACAUCAACAACAUGUUGAACUCUGGAGAAGUGCCCAACUUGUUUGCUGCUGAUGAGUAUGAAAGGAUUAUUACAGCUGUGAGACCCAGUGCCAAGGAACAAGGCAUUCCUGAAGGAGACAGGGAUGCAAUAUUCAACCAUUUCAUUGGUCGUGUUCAGGAGAGACUCCACAUUGUUGUGUGCAUGAGUCCCGUUGGUGAUGCCUUCAGAUCACGCUGCCGUAUGUUUCCAUCCCUCGUUAACUGCUGUACCAUCGACUGGUUCACUGAAUGGCCGAGACAAGCUUUGCUGUCAGUAGCUGAGACGUUCUUUGAGAAUGUAGACUUGGGAGAUGAUGAGAUCAAGAGUGCCAUCGCCAAAAUGUGUGUGGAAAUUCACACAAGUGUCACAGAGAUGUCUGAGGUGUUUUAUGCUGAGCUGAGGAGGCGUUUCUACACCACCCCCACCAGCUACCUAGAGCUCAUCACCCUCUACUUAUCCAUGCUGCAGACAAAAAAAAGGCAAUUAGUUUUGGCAAGAGAUCGUAUUGCGACUGGUCUAAAGAAACUGUUAGAGACAAACGAACUUGUUAUCAAUAUGGAGGUUGAGCUGACUGCUCUUGCCCCUGUGCUGGAGAAGAAGUCAGUGGAGACUGAGGAGCUUAUGCAGAGGCUAGCAGUAGAUCAGGAGGAGGCCUCUAAAGUGAGAACAGUAGUGGUGAAGGAAGAGGCAGUGGCCAACAAAAAAGCUGAUGAAACCAGGGCAAUCGCUAAGGAUGCUCAGAACGACCUGGAUCAAGCACUGCCCGCACUCAGUGCUGCAAACAAGGCUCUGGAUGCCUUGGACAAAAGUGAUAUAUCUGAGAUCCGUGUGUUUAGCAAGCCACCAGAGCUGGUAGCCACUGUGUUGGAGUCCAUUUGUAUAUUGUUCAAUGCACGACCAGACUGGGCCAGUGCCAAGACUCUCCUCGGAGAUACUGCCAUCCUCAAGAAAAUGGUUGAAUUUGAUAAGGAUAACAUUUCUGAUUCUACUCUGAAGAAGCUCAAGAAGUAUGUUGACAAUCCAAAGUUUCAGCCUGAGAUAGUCGAGAAGACAUCCAAAGCGUGCAAGUCCAUGUGCCUGUGGGUGCGUGCUUUGGAUUUGUAUGCCAAGGUGGUCAAAACGGUUGAACCAAAGAGAGAAAGACUGAAAUCAGCUCAGGAAGAACUGGAUGUGGUGAUGGCACAACUUAAGGAGAAACAGGACAAGCUUUCAACCAUCGAAGCAAAAAUCAAGGACUUACAAGCAAGCUAUGAGCGCAGUGUGAGUGAGAAGCAAGAGCUAGCUGAGAACAUGGAGAAAACCCAAGCACGGCUACAGAGGGCAGCCAAGCUUACCACGGGACUGGCUGAUGAGCAAGUCAGAUGGGCUGAUUCAGUCAAGAAAUUUGAGGAUGAGAUCAACAACGUUGCUGGGAAUGUGUUCAUUGCUGCUGCUUGUGUAGCCUACUAUGGUGCAUUCACAAGCUUGUACAGAGAAAAGCUGCUUAACCAGUGGAUCAAACAUUGCAAGGAGUUUGGUAUCCCAGUCUCAGACGACUUCAGUGUUAUCAACAUACUGGCUACUCCAUUUGAGAUCAGACAGUGGAACACUCACGGACUGCCUAGAGACACUGUUUCUACUGAGAAUGCGGUCCUGGUAACCAGGGGAAGGAGAUGGCCUCUCAUGAUCGACCCACAGGAACAGGCAAAUCGCUGGGUUCGUAACAUGGAGAGCCAGAAUGGUCUAAAGAUAAUCAAGCUUACAGAUGCCAACUACCUGAGAACCCUGGAAAAUGCCAUCAGAAUUGGAAUGCCAGUUCUUUUGGAGGAGGUAGAAGAGCAGUUGGACCCAUCUCUUGAGCCUAUUCUGCUGAAACAGACCUUUAUGCAAGGUGGUAGACUGCUGAUUCGACUUGGAGACAGUGACAUCGACUACGACAAAAAUUUCAGGUUCUACAUGACGUCAAAGCUGUCUAACCCUCACUACCUACCAGAAGUGUGCAUUAAAGUUACCAUUAUCAACUUCACUGUCACCAAAUCGGGUCUAGAAGAUCAGUUACUAAGUGAUGUUGUGCGAUUGGAGCGACCUGAUCUAGAGGAACAAAGAAAUGAGUUGAUCACAAAUAUCAACGUUGCCAAAAAUGAACUGAAGAGCAUUGAAGACCAAAUCUUGAAACUCCUGUUUGAGUCAACUGGAAACAUUCUAGAUGACGAGAAGCUUAUUCAAACUCUGGAUGCUUCAAAGAUCACCUCUGGUCAAAUCUCCAAGCGUCUAGCCGAGGCUGAGCUAACAGAAGAGGAGAUAUCUACUGCUCGUGAGAAGUAUCGUACAGUGGCUACCAGAGGCUCUGUGAUGUACUUUGUUGUGGCCACGUUGGCUGAGGUGGACCCUAUGUACCAAUACUCACUCAAGUACUUCAACCAGCUGUUCAACACCUGUAUUGAGCUGAGUGAGAAGGCGUCUGAUCUACAAGUGCGGCUAAAUAUCCUGCUCAAGAACACUACCAGUACGGUCUACACUAAUGUGGCCAGAGGUCUCUUUGAAAAGCACAAGUUGGUUUUCUCCUUCAUGCUCUGUGCUGACAUAAUGAGGCAAAAUGGUGACAUCACAAAUGCUGAAUGGAACUUUUUCUUACGGGGUUCAGCAGCAGUUGAUAAGGAACGUCCAGAGACACCGGACAUCCCAUGGCUUACUCAGCAGAUAUGGGACACAUGCUGUGACAUGGAAGACGAGCUGCCUUGCUUUAAGGGAAUCUUAAAAGACAUUGUUUGUACACCAGUUGGCUGCAAAAUUGGAAGAAUUGAGCUUUCUGCCAACCCUCCUGACUGGGAUGGGUACUCUACGCCAAAUCCUCCAUCUCCCCAACCCCCCCACGAAGAAGAAGAGACCCCUCCAAUUACAGGCCAUUGGAACGAAAGGCUCACCAGUUUCCAGAAACUCGUUAUGGUCAAGUGUUUUAAGGAAGAGAAGGUUCUAUUUGCUGUUUUUGAUUUUGUGUCGGACAACCUUGGACCACAAUUUGUGGAAAGUCCUCCUGUUAAAUUGUCGACUUUAUAUGAGGACACCUCAAACACCACACCCCUUGUGUUUGUUCUUUCAUCUGGCUCUGACCCAAUGAGUGCCUUCCUGAGGUUUGCCAAGGAGAUGAACUACAUGGAGAAGAUCCACGCCAUCUCCCUUGGACAAGGCCAAGGGCCUGUGGCUGAGAAAAUGGUUGCUAAUGCCACUAAAAGCGGGGAUUGGAUCUUCCUACAGAACUGUCACUUGGCAGCCUCUUGGAUGUUGCGUAUGGAGGCCAUGGUCAAGGGUUUCCUAGCUGCUGACGCUAUCAUUCAUGAGGACUUCAGGCUUUAUCUCAGCUCCAUGCCUGACAAGUGCUUCCCUGUCUCGGUGCUGCAGAACUCAGUAAAAGUCACAAACGAGCCUCCCAAAGGUCUACGUACCAAUGUAAGGAGAGCAUAUGCAGACUUCCAAUCAUCAUUUAUCGAAGAUCAUAUCCUUGGAACAACGUGGCGGCAGCUUGUGUUUGGCUUGUGCUUCUUCCAUGCUAUUAUCCAGGAGAGGAAGAAGUUUGGACCACUAGGCUGGAACAUCAAAUACGAGUUCAAUGAUUCUGAUCGAGAGUGUGCACUGGACAACUUGAGAAUUUUCCUGGAAGACGGACAUAUACCCUGGGAUGCACUGGCUUUCAUUACAGGAGAGAUCACAUAUGGAGGACGUGUGACUGACUCCUGGGAUCAACGCUGCCUCAGGACUAUGCUCAAACGAUUCUUUUCCCCUCCUGCUCUAGAAUCAAAUGCUAAGUACUCUCCAUCAGGUGUCUACUAUGCUCCUGAUGCCGAGACUAUUCAAGCAUACAGAGACUACAUAGAGAACCUGCCAUACAGUGACGAGCCAGAGGUGUUUGGUAUGCACGAAAAUGCUAACAUUGCUUUCCAGACUCAAGAGACUCACACGCUGGUCAACACAGUGCUGGACGUGCAGCCUCGACUAGCAAGCAGUGGGGGAGGGAAAACCAGUGAUGAGAUUGUUUAUGAACUAGCUGACAAUAUCCUAUCGAAAAUCCCUGAGAAAUUGGAUAUUGAGAAGGCCCUCCCAGAAAUUUUUGAGCCUGGUGAAAACGGUCAACUCAACUCGCUAGCUACUGUAUUAACCCAAGAGGUGGACAGAUUCAAUAAACUCCUUAAAGUGAUCAAGGCUUCUCUUCGAGAUAUUCAAAAAGCUAUCAAAGGGUUGGUAGUCAUGUCCGAGGAGCUGGAACGAGUUUACACAAGUUUUAUCAAUAACCAGGUCCCUGGAAUGUGGGCAAAUGCAGCAUACCCAUCCAUGAAACCUCUCAGCUCUUGGGUGAAAGACCUUGUACUUAGGCUGCACUUCAUUGAGCACUGGAUAACACAAGGACACCCCAAGUCAUUCUGGAUGUCAGGGUUCUUCUUCCCACAAGGUUUCCUCACUGGUACACUACAGAACCACGCUAGGAAAUACAACCUUCCUAUUGACGAGUUGGCCUUCAAGUUCACUCCACUACAAGUGUAUAGGUGGCAACAAGACUACUAUGAUGCAGCACAAAAGGGGGGGGAGGGUCAGCUGGAUGACGCUUUAGAGAGUUUUGAAGAUGGCGUUGUAAUUCAUGGACUGUUUAUGGAGGCUAUGAGAUGGGAUGAUGACAGCAUGUGUGUUGUAGAUUCUCUUGCUGGAAAAAUGAAUGCGAGUUUGCCUAUGAUACGUAUGGAGCCCCGCCGGAAUCAUGUAGUGGAUCCUAGUGAUUACAACUCGCCCUUAUACAAAACUGCAGCCAGGGCUGGUAUGCUGUCUACCACAGGACACUCCACUAACUUUGUGGUGGCCGUUCAACUUCCAUCUAAAGAGUCUCAGGACUAUUGGAUUGCCAAAGGAGCAGCAUUGCUCUGUCAGCUCAGUGAAUGAACAACUGCAUAAUUUAUAUCGCUUGUGUACCCGCUUUGUCAAUUAAUGUUACAGCAGCCACUUUACUGAAUUAGUGAGGUUAUUAUGGUAUACAUUACCAUUAUUUUCAUAUUGCCA